CCCUCAAAGAGCCGCCAUUCUUUGAUGAUUGGGCAGCGGCAAACUUCAAAGUCAUAAAUCUCCUUUCUGACUGGCUGGCGGCGCACCAAAGUGCUUAUCAAACCCUGUGAAGUGAUGCGCCACCCCGUCAGAUAGUGCCAGGAGAUCUGCGAGUGAGGAGGCUUCGCCCGGGCUGCGUCAAAAAAAAAGCACUUUUUAUGCGUCGACGCCGCCAUUGCUGGCGUUUUUACGAAUUAUAAGCGACUUUUUUUUUUUUUUUUGGGUGGGGGGGUGUGGAGCGUGUUUAUCCGUGUUUGCUGGUCGCCGCGGCGGAGGAGCACGAUGGCGGCCGUGGCUGUGCUGCGGAACGAGACGCUCCACGCUUUCCUGCAGGACCGCACUCCCAACUCUUCCCCGGAAAACUGCAAGCACUCCCCGCUGGCUCUCCUGGCCGCCACCUGUAACCGAAUCGGGCACCACCACCACCACCACCACCACCAGUCCAGCCCCUCCGACUUCCUCCCGGUUUCUUACGACCCCGCCACCCUGGGCUCGCCGUCGCGGUUGUUCCACCCGUGGACUAACGAGGCAAGCGCUCCGAGCAACGCAACUUUCGGACUAAGUUCCAAGCCGCAGUCGCUGGGGUCCUUCGCGGCCCCGCACGACCUGCCCCUCACCCCGCCCGCCGACCCCGGCUACCCGUACGACUUCUCCCCGGUGAAGAUGCUCCCGUGCUCCAUGCAGUCCCCGUGUCCUCCCACCUACGUGCCCGCCGUCAGCUACGCGGCGCCCGCGGCCAUGCCGCCCGCCAUGCCCACUUUUGUCGCGGGCCAGAGACAGUUGUCCCCCAACCCGGCGGAGGACAUCCCGUGGUGGAGCCUCCAGCAGGGCAACCACCGCUUCCAGCUGCAGCGAGGCCUGGUGCUGCACGGCCACACGGCGGACUUCGCCCAGUACCAGACGCAAAUCGCCGCCCUCUUGCACACCAAGUCCCCCCUGGCCACCGCGCGUCGCUGCCGCCGGUGCCGCUGCCCCAACUGCCAGUCGGCCUCCUCCGGCGCCGAGGAGCCGGGCAAGAAGAAGCAGCACGUCUGCCACAUCCCGGGCUGCGGGAAGGUCUACGGCAAGACGUCGCACCUGAAGGCGCACCUGCGCUGGCACUCCGGGGAGCGGCCCUUCGUCUGCAACUGGCUCUUCUGCGGCAAGAGCUUCACCCGCUCGGACGAGCUCCAGAGACACCUGAGGACUCACACCGGGGAGAAGCGCUUCGUGUGCCCGGACUGCUGCAAGAGAUUCAUGCGCAGCGACCACCUGGCCAAGCACGUCAAGACGCACCAGAACAAGAGGAGCAAGUGCUUGGACAAGACGCUGGAACACGUCAAGAGGGAGGACUCCAGGAAUCACGUCAUGUGACAUUCACGUCCCCCCCCAAAAAAAACAGUCAUUCGUGCAAUAAUUUUGAAAAACAAAACAAGUCCAUGGUGAGCUCCUCUUGUCCAUCAUCAACUUGUGUGUCCAAAUAUAUCUGCCGAUAUAGCAAGCGAGACAAGUUUUUGGCAACUUGUGUUUUUCUGACAGUUGUCUUCGCUGGAAGAUGUUUGCCCUCCUUGUAAAUCAUAUUUAAUAGCUUUUGUUGAAUGAAAGUGUUCCGAGUUUUUUGCUCCAUAUGGGGCUGUUUUUAAAAGCAUGCAUCUUGAACAAGAUUUGCUAUUGUUGAUAUGACCCCGAUACAAUGUGAGAAUAAAAGAAGACUAUAACAUUUA
This is a messenger RNA of Entelurus aequoreus (snake pipefish), 1742 nucleotides long. It is a transcript of the gene sp5a, whose product is annotated as Sp5 transcription factor a. Lineage: Eukaryota; Metazoa; Chordata; Actinopteri; Syngnathiformes; Syngnathidae. Gene Ontology annotation, molecular function: RNA polymerase II cis-regulatory region sequence-specific DNA binding; DNA-binding transcription factor activity, RNA polymerase II-specific. The record is from RefSeq and is a predicted model, not a curated record. The transcript has 2 exons. Gene Ontology annotation, biological process: regulation of transcription by RNA polymerase II. The coding region runs from base 322 to 1392 and encodes 356 amino acids.